GUUCGCGGCGUUGGUGUUUCUUUUCAUUUUCCGAAUGUGUUGGACCAAGCGGUUGUAGUUAUGUAGUUGUUCAUUUCCAGAAUACGGACGUAUGCCGGUUAAAUAUGUGUGUGCCCACUCCGCUGACUUGAUUCUUUGUUGUUGCUAAUUGCUAACGUAGCCAGGUGAAAACUGAAUGAGCAAACAAAUUACAAAUGCACGUUUUCUAUAGAGUUACUGUUGUUAUACGAUUUGUGACUAAACAACCCAAUUGAGGUAAAAAGUCUUGCCAUGCUUAAAAAUUAUUGUUACAAAUAACAGUUAAAUCAUUAAUCCCCUUCGAUGUUUACACACGUAUCAUAUGCAAGCUGAUGUGUCAGUAUGAAGGACAAAAAUCUUUGGGCAACCUUGAAGAAAGAUGUUGCCUCUUUGCUCGUUUCCUCUCAGUUUGGGCUGGACCCGGACAAACUCAGACGGGACUAUGCUUCCAUGUUGGGUCAUCCAUUGCCUCUGAAAGAACUUGGUUUCCGCAGUGUCAUGGACAUGGUGAAGGAGAUGCCUGAUGUGGUCUCAGUUAAUUUCAAUAGCGAUGGUGGCAUGAUAUUAAAAGCUGUUGGCUGUGACGUAGCGAAAAAUAUUGUGGAUCUUGUUUCCAAGCAGAAGAAAAAAAAGAAGAAAAAAGGCAACUACUUUGCCCCCUGUUUCUCCCACUUCUCACGUCCUGUACCCAGGCGACAUAACCCACCAGCGGUACUCCCUGCUCAUCUCAGAGCACAAAUUCAUGUUCUUCUGUCAAAAGGUCCUAUUCUCCUGUCUCAACUGGAGGGCUAUUAUCACCAUUGCUUCGGCUACAGGCUUUAUGUCCAGAACUUUGGCUUUUUCUCUAUAGUAGAGAUGCUGGUCUGUGCAUCAGAUUUUGUUACCGUUCAACAGUCUCGGCUUGGUACGGUGCUGCACCUAAGGAGACCCAUGCCACUCGCCUCAGCGCACACAUUUGCCAAGGAGACCAGUGCUGGACUAAAGUCAGGAGUAUCAAGUGGCCAACCAGAUGUCCAGGUGAAACAGUGCCUAACCAGCUCGGUUACUGAAAACACCACCUCUGACUCCGUCACGAAAGAAUCAACCAAUGAGCCAGAAGCUGAUGUCAAGAGCCACAUAGAACAUCAAAGAGCUCCUGUCUUUCAUGAACAAGUGCUAAAGUUAGAGGGAGAGUUUCGCCAGCAGAUCUUACAGAAUGGACUUGCUGGCUGUAUCAGUCAAGAACUGAAGGACAAGUUAAAAAAGGUUGUUGGACAGAACAGAGAUGGUAUAGCACUUCACAAUAUACCUGAAGAGUACAAGCGAGUUUUCUGUGAAGCGCUCCCUCUUACUCACAGUGGCUUCCUCAGUAUCACUGAACUGAUCAGUGCCAUGGAUGAUACGUUUCACCUGAAGCCCGAUCAGAACAACGAACACCACUGGAUUGUGACGAACAAAGAGCUGGACCAGUGCCAGCAGAGCUAUUACCUAAAUUCUGAGGAGUCACUUUGGGAGCAAGAACAGCAGGAUGAAAAUGUCACAAAUGUUGAAGAUGAUAUGGCCAUAACUAAUUUUAAUUGUAAGAAUCAGGAAAAGGAAUUUCUGCAGCCUGAGAUUGGCCUGGUCAUUCAGGUUUGCAGCAACCCUGAUGUCCCCCUUGAUGCCAUACAAAGCCAACACUUCAAGCCACCAACCAAACAUGGAGUUCGGGAUUUGGUAGGAGUGCUGGUGGAGAAUGUGGAGUCACCAGGCAACUUCUACAUCCGAUACAGUGAGGGUGAGGAGAGUAAAGCCUUGGAGGAAAUGAUGAUAGAGAUGAGACGGUGUUACAAGUCCCCUGAUGUUUCUGAACGUUACAGCCUACCUGAGCCAUUUGUGAGACAAGGUCAAGUCUGUUGCGUGUCACCCAAAGGAAUGUGGUUCUACAGAGUGGUCUUAAGUAAAAUCAUCAGCCUCACCCAGGUCAAAGUGUACUUUGUAGACUUUGGUGACACAGCAACCGUUCGCAUAGCCAGCUUAAAGUUUCUCAAGUCUUGUUUUGGGAUUCUUCCAGCACAAGCAGUCCCAGCAACUCUUGCUGGAAUUAAACCCAAAGAUGGAACCUGGUCCUCUGAAGCCACCAGGUGUUUUCAGGAAAUGUGCUCCAAUCGAAUUUUAGUUGGCGCUCUGAACUGUUACAUUGACGACUGGCUCCAGCUCUACCUGUGUGACACACACGCUGAUGAUGACCUUUACAUCCACUCGGCCCUGCUCAUCCAGGGUCAUGGCGUACCAAGCCUUUGUUCUGUCAGUGCUAAGGUCUGUCUACCAUCCUCUCCAGUGAGUCUAUACAUGGGGGAUGGAAAACUUCAACUCCCAAAUGUGGAAUGGAAAAGAACACCUUCCAAACCUGUUGACCCUCUGAAGCAGAUGCCGUUUACUGGCCUCAAGAUCGAUGACGAGGAGCUUCCACCACUGGAGUUUGUUGGAUCCGUCAUACAGGAUGAAAAUCCAUUCCAGGCUCUUAUCGCAGACCAGACAACAUUUGACUCUCAUUCAACAAUCCUAAGCUGUCCUUCCUCCAGGCCUUCGUCCCUCCCCACCCCUCCAGAUUCAAUAGAGAGGACUCAGGCUUCCACGAAAUGUGAAGAGAGUCUUGAGAUGUAGAAAACAUUUCAGGAAGCACUUCGCAUUCCAAAUCAAGAAUCAUCGAGACAACGAUCCUAAAAAUACUCAGUAGUAGUCAGUGGUACUUAAGUUACUUCAGUCUGAGCGUAGAAUGUUGUCUGUUCUUAAUUUGAACAAAUCCCCAAAGGUUUUUUUUUUUUUUAGUAUAUUUCUCCUAUGUUCAAUGGGAAUGUUCGUACUGAAGGCAGUUU
This is a messenger RNA of Synchiropus splendidus (mandarinfish), 2855 nucleotides long. It is a transcript of the gene tdrd5, whose product is annotated as tudor domain containing 5. The record is from RefSeq and is a predicted model, not a curated record. Bases 361 to 2643 code for a protein of 760 amino acids. Lineage: Eukaryota; Metazoa; Chordata; Actinopteri; Syngnathiformes; Callionymidae. Gene Ontology annotation, biological process: spermatogenesis. The transcript has 17 exons.